GUGUUUGUGUUGUUAAUAAUACAAAUUCGAUGUGCGAAUUGUUUACAAUUGAAAAGAAACAAAACAAAUAGCAUAUAUAUCCAAAUCCAUAUCCAUUUCCAUAUCCAUCCACAUACGUAAGUGUUGGAUCAACGCAAAUAAAACCUUGAAAGCUUUCAACCCCAUCAUCCAUCCAAUCAUCGGCGGAAAAGUCAACAAUUAAUUGUGGACUUGGAUACUCUUUUUAAGAGCUAAGUGGCUGCAGCAUGCAAAACCAAAUGUGAACACCCAACCCAAACACACCCCACUAUGAGCAGAUCAGAACUCUCAAAAUGCGGCUCUCUCACACAUUUGGCAUUAGCUGCAGCAGCAUCCAACAGCAGUGGACGAUGCUGCUGCUGGCGCUGAUAUGUUGCAGUACAGCUGCCUCUGAUAGCAGUGCCACGACAACGAUGGCAACGAUUGCGGAUAGCCCCAGGCCAAAUGGGCAAUGGAAAGCGAGCAGCAACAGCAGCAACAGCAGCAGCAGCAAUGAGAGCCAGAGAGCAUCAGAGGCACAGCCACAGCCACAGCCAGCAGGCACCAGGAUACGCCUCAAUACGUUGCCAGCCAAUGGGGAAAUCACGGAGCUGAGCACCAAUGUCACUCUGUACAUGGAGAAGAUACCGCGCAUUCAGGUGCGCUGGCAAGACAACCUGCCCGAAGGCACUUCCUACAACGUCCUGGUGAAUGCCGUGAACAACACACGCUGUCCGGACGCGCCCUGCAGUGAGUACGGCAUUAAGGAGAAGCCAUCCAGCUAUGUCUACCUGCCGCUCAAUCCCAAUCUAAAUGUGGAGUCUGUUGACUGCAACUACAUGUUCGGCUGCCAGUACACAGUCACCGUGGAGACAUCCAAUGCGCUCGUUCGACGCUCCACUCGCAUCUUUAUACCACAAUGUGUGGCCGGCAAGUGCUCCUGCCAGCUGGCGCCAACACCGCCCAAGGUCCUGACCGCAGCCAAAAUGCUAACCAACGAGACCAUCAGCAUCAGUUUUUCGAUUCAGGCCAGUGAGCAGCUGCGCAAGGAGCAGGCCAGUCAGCUGCACGAUACGCUGCGUUCCUACAAAAUGCAAUUAAAAAUAAAUGAGGAAAUGAAUCCAUCAUUGCCCUGGGGCGGCGUACUCAAGAAUCUGCUGAUUCGUGUCUAUAAUCUGAGUGAGCUGAACUUCAAGCCAACGGCCAAGGGCUUUGAGGGUAACAUGAAGCUGCCGCUGGGCAUACAGCUGAAGGAAAAGGCCUCACUAAAUCUGCAGGCCGUCAUCAUGGAUACAUCGGGCUGUGAGGGGCCGCGCAGCGUUACCAAGGUGCCAGUGCCAGCAAAUCCCAUUGUGCUCACGGACGAGGAUAAUGUGAGCAAUUCCAUUAUCAUUAUGAGUGCGAUGCUCAUUGCCAUCAUUCUGGCUGGCCUCUCACUGCUGCUGAUGCGCCGUCGACGUGCCCGGACCAAGGCAAAGCUGCAGAAGGAGGAGACCUAUAUGCAAACCUUUGCCACCUCCGCCAUCGACAUGGAGGACAACGUCAACUAUGUGGACAAGUAUGUGGAGCAGUCGCAGGCAUUGGGUCUGGCCGAUAUAUUCGAGGUGCCGCACGCGGCCAUUCACAUGGGUCGCAUGCUGGGCGAGGGCGCAUUCGGACGCGUCCACGAGGCCACAGCCAUCAAUCUGCGCCGCAUGCGAGGCACAACAAUUGUGGCUGUGAAACAGCUGAAACCGAAUCCCACGGCCGAUGAGGUGGCAGAGUUUCUGGCGGAAAUCGAAAUGCUCAAGGGCGUGGGCACGCAUCACAAUGUGGUGUGCUUUCUGGGCUGUUCCACCAUCAAGGCGCCCUACCUCAUGAUCAUGGAGUAUGUGGGGCGUGGCAAUUUGCUCAGCUAUUUGCGUACGGUGCGGCAGGAGGCUAGCAAAUUGAAGCUACGCAAUGCGAAUUAUACCAGCUGCAAGCCCAUCCAGCCCAGGGGCAUCUCCACCUCUGCUGGCGGACUGCCCAAGUCGCAGAGCGUCAACUAUAUCGAAUUGAAGGCAUCCAGCCAGAGCAUAGAGCUGCCCAACUCCACCGAGAGCUCCAAUCCCACCAACACAGGCAAUGGCUUGGGUCCGGCGGCAGGACGUCAGCCCAUUCCCUCGUUUGCCGAAACCACGUACACCAUUGUGGAGGAUGAGGAGCCCUUUGAAUAUAUACUGGACAACAGAGAGUUGCACAACUUUGCCCUGCAAAUCGCCAAUGGCAUGCGGUUCCUCGAAGAACAGGAGAUAACACACCGCGACCUGGCAGCGCGCAAUGUGCUAAUUGACAAUAACAAGACCUUAAAAAUAUCCGAUUUCGGUCUGUCGCGGCAUGGCAUUUACACGAACACAAAGACGCGUAAGUUGCCACUGCGCUGGCUCUCGAUUGAGGCCAUACGCGACAAUGUCUACUCGAGCAAGAGCGACAUUUGGGCGUAUGGCGUGGUGCUGUGGGAAAUUGGCACGCUGGGCGCCUCACCCUAUCCAACGAUAAGCAACAGCGAGCUGAUACCCUACCUGCUGGCGGGCAAUCGGCUGCAGCGGCCGGACAUUUGCACGCCACAGGUGUACACCAUAAUGCUGCAGUGUUGGCUGGAGGAGCCCGAGGAGCGGCCGACAUUCGAUGCCCUGUACAGGGUGUUGAGCCCAAAGACCACAUAUGUGGACAUUAACAGUCUGAGUGAUGAUUACGUAUUUCCGCCGAUUAGAGAGACUAAGGAUAGUCCAUAAGUUAGUAGUCGUACUCUUUUUGCUAGUUACUAUACUUAUCUUUAAAUUAAAUUAAAUUAAAUUAAAUGAAUGUGAAACGCUUUUUCCUAUAGAUUGUAGUUUCUGGUUGCUUCUUUGCAUUGUUAGCCACCCUCCUCCCGUUCUCUAUGUAAAUAGUUAGUUAAUUAAGUGCUUAUUAGUUAGUUAACCUGUGGGGCACCACCCACAAACUGUUGUAUGUAUACGAAACGUUAUUUCGAUGUGCUGUGAGUUUUUCCCAACAAAAUAUGGGCAUCAUCUUUAAAUUUAAAUCUUUGUACAUUUACUUCGUGUUCACACAUACUUUCCAAAGUAUUAUUAAAGAAGCAAAAA
This is a messenger RNA of Drosophila obscura, 3104 nucleotides long. Its product is annotated as fibroblast growth factor receptor 2. Gene Ontology annotation, biological process: positive regulation of kinase activity; cell surface receptor protein tyrosine kinase signaling pathway; multicellular organism development. The transcript is spliced from 15 exons. Gene Ontology annotation, cellular component: signaling receptor complex. The coding region runs from base 312 to 2753 and encodes 813 amino acids. The record is from RefSeq and is a predicted model, not a curated record. NCBI's taxonomy places the organism in Eukaryota, Metazoa, Arthropoda, Insecta, Diptera, Drosophilidae. Gene Ontology annotation, molecular function: ATP binding; transmembrane receptor protein tyrosine kinase activity.